GGAAGUUGUAAUGUAUUUUAAUAUGGCGGACAAGUGUAAACAAUCGCUUGACAACAUUGAACAUAAUUCGCUUUACAGCAUUUUUCGAUUCCCAAAUAUGUUUUGGUAACAAUAUAUAGUGUGCCAACAUGUCCAGAGCACAGUCUCGUUUGUCAGCCCGAACUGGGGGUGGUUCGCGGGCAACAUCGGCAAAAAGUGCAAGACAUCAUGUGGUUAUUCAAUCCACUGUUCUUCCUAUGUCUAAAGUUUACCUCGGAAAGGAGUACGAACAAAGACUAGCGAAUGCAGCAGGUGAAGGAGACCUAAUCACUGUGAUAAAAAUACUGAAAUUCAACGUCUCUCCUGAUUCCAGGGAUGAGCACGGCCAGCCUGCCCUAGUCAGGGCUUGUAUGGGGGGUCAUGCUGAAAUUGCAUCUGCAUUGAUUGAGGCAAAAGCCAACAUAAAUAUCAAAGGUGUAUACAAUGUUACUCCCCUCCAUGCUGCAGUAAAAGGUCAAAAUGUGAAUUGUGUGAAACAUGUGAUAUUAGGAAAAGCAGAGUUAAUUCCCCUGACAACAGCUGGACUGAUUCCACAAGACAUGGCAAAAUAUGGGUCAGAAAUCUGGGAAAUUAUAAGUGAUGCUAGAAAAGGGGAUCUGCCUGAAAUUGAAGAAAUCAGUGAGGUUCCUGAAAUUCCAGACUAUGCCCUUCCAGAUGGUGCUGCCAAGAAAAAGAAAGGGAAAAAAGGAAAGAAAGGUGGAAAGAAAAAAGGUGGCAAAAAGGGGAAAAAGAGUGGGAAAAAGAAAAAGAAGAAAUAAGUGAUUAUAUGUAAGAAAAAAUUGUGACCAUAUAUAUAAUUAUAUAUAUGUAUAGUUCUAUGCAUGAACAAAUCCAUUAAAUUUUAUAGUAUAAAA
Messenger RNA from Ostrea edulis (European flat oyster), 893 nucleotides. RefSeq names its product poly [ADP-ribose] polymerase tankyrase-2-like. The record is from RefSeq and is a predicted model, not a curated record. NCBI's taxonomy places the organism in Eukaryota, Metazoa, Mollusca, Bivalvia, Ostreida, Ostreidae. The coding region runs from base 129 to 797 and encodes 222 amino acids. Gene Ontology annotation, molecular function: protein binding. The transcript has 3 exons. Gene Ontology annotation, biological process: positive regulation of protein catabolic process; protein ubiquitination.